ACAUUGUUGUAGUACAUCUUCGUGUAGUAUGUAUUGCUUUGCUAGUUUGCCUUUUAAAAGGAAGCUUUUCAAAAUAAAUAACAAAUAACUUAGUCCACCGUUCAAUUGCCUGUGUACUGACUAUCAUGUAUUUUAAAAAGAUAUUAAUUUGGAUUGGUGUAAUGCGUGUGUUUUAUAAAUGUAGUAAUUUUGUAAAGAUUCAAACAUAAACUUUUUUUAAAUGCAUAUUUUGAAAUGUAGCAUGUGUUAAAUAUUUUGACUUUGCGUUUGAUACAAUCUUAAAGAUGCCUGGUCUAAUACGCGUACAUGAAUUUAUUGAUGAGGCUCGUUAUGAUUACAACUCGCCUACAACGUCAACUUUCGUGUCUCGGAUGCCUCAAUGUAGGCAAACAAUUGCGACACUGGAGGAGACUUUAGAUUUUGAUCGAGAUGGCCUAAUGAAAAUGAAGAAAGCUAUAAAAGCUGUACAUAAUUCUGGGAACUCUCAUGUGGAUAAUGAAAUGUAUUUGUCAAGAGCAUUGGAAAAAUUAGGAAGUAACGCACUCAGCAAAGACCAAGAGCCAGAUAUUGGUGCUGCAUUUAUUAAGUUUGCUGUUGUUACCAAAGAAUUGUCAGCACUAAUGAAAACCCUGAUGCAGAAUAUCAACAAUAUUGUUAUGUUUCCCUUGGAAAACUUGCUGAAAGGAGAUUUGCGUGGAGUGAAAGGUGAUUUGAAGAGGCCCUUUGAUAAAGCUUGGAAAGAUUAUGAAGCAAAGUAUGCCAAAAUUGAAAAGGAAAAAAAGCAGCAAGCCAAAGAAGCUGGGCUUAUUAGGUCAGAAGUAACACCUGCUGAAAUAGCAGAUGAAAUGGAAAAGGAGAGGAGGGUGUUCCAAUUACAAAUGUGUGAGUACCUGAUAAAAGUUAAUGAAAUCAAAACAAAAAAGGGAAUUGAAUUGCUCCAACACCUAGUGGAAUAUUAUCACGCACAAACCAAUUAUUUUCAAGAUGGACUGAAAACAAUCCAGCAUUUUGGUAGUUAUGUGGCUGAUCUUUCAAUCAAACUUCAAAAAAUUAGACAAAAGCAGGAUGAAGAAAGGCGAAAACUCACUGAACUGAGGACUCUUUUAAGAAGUGCUCCUGGCCUAGACAAAGAAGCAAUGAACGUUAGUGGGUCAUCAGAAAAGGGUGCUGGAUAUUCUCUUCAUCAGCUGCAAGGAGACAAGCAACAUGGGGUAACUCGCUCUGGACACCUACUUAAAAAAUCUGAAGGAAAGAUGAGGAGAGUAUGGCAGAAACGAAGGUGUAGAGUUCAGGCUGAGGGAUUUCUUGACAUAUGUCAUGCUGAUGAAUCAAAGCCUCCUACAAGAGUCAACUUGCUAACCUGCCAAAUAAAACUUGUUCCAGAAGAUAAACGUUGUUUUGACCUUAUAUCAUAUAAUAGAACGUAUCACUUCCAAGCAGAAGAUGAAAAUGAUCAACGUGCAUGGAUGUCUGUAAUAGUAAACUGCAAAGAAGGAGCACUUAUGAGAGCAUUUGAUGACAGUGGAAAGUCAGGUGGAAAUAAAGUUAACCCAAGUUUUUUAGAGCUUCAACAAGCUAUUAUACGCUACGUUCAAAGGAUACCUGGAAAUGAUAGAUGUUGUGACUGCAAUUCUCUAAAUGAUGCAACAUGGCUGUCAACAAAUUUUGGAAUAAUAGUGUGCAUUGAGUGCUCUGGUAUUCACAGAGACCUAGGAGUGCAUAUAUCCCGUAUACAGUCAUUGACAUUGGAUAAUGUGGGCACUUCUCAGUUGCUUUUGGCACGUUUCAUGACAAACAACUUGUUUAAUGAAGUGAUGGAGGCUACGCUUCAGCCCAGCUUAAAACUGUCCCCGUCUAGCACAAUGGAUGAAAGGUAUGAUUUUAUUCGUGCCAAGUACGUACAGAAGAGGUUUGUUCAACAGACUUGUGAAGAUGAACAUGAUCUACUUAGUGACUUGGAGCAUGCAGUGAACAAUAAAGACCUUCAUCAACUGCUUCAAGUGUUUGCAGAAGGUGUGAAUUUGGACCUACCUUUGCCAACAAGUGAUAUUGGCGAGACAGCUUUACAUUUGGCAGUAACCCGUGAAAUGGGGAACUCAUUGCAUUUAGUAGAUUUUCUGGUCCAAAACAUGCCAACGCAUUCAAUAGACAAAGCAACUCUAGCUGUGUGUAAUACACCUGGUUCGGGUUACAAUACUGCACUUCAUCUUUGUGCUAUACAUGAUAAGCCUGAGUGUAUGAAGUUGUUACUGCGAAGUGGAGCUGAUGUGACAUUGCGCAAUUCGCUUGAUAAAACACCAUUAGACAUUGCUGAAGAACUGGAGCAUACUGUGUGUGUGGACCUGUUGCAUCAUGCCCUUCAAAGACAGAAGAGCCACUUUGAUAAUGUAAAUAUUGAUUGGAACCUGUCUCAUGAUGAAGGUUCUACAGAUUUCUCUGAUGAUGAAACUGUAAUUGAAGAUAGGAAUGGCUCAAUAACUCCAGAAAAGAAGACACACUCAAGACCACCAAGUUUUGCUGGAGAAUCACCAGUUAAUCCUAGAUCCCGUUCUUCUACUUCAGAUAGCCUAAAAUCUGGUUCUAGUCCCAACAGUAGUUACCGUCCUAUACCACCCCCACCCCCACCGCAGAGCAAGAAACCUUCUGCAGUGACAGGGAUGAGCAGUAACAAGAAGCGUACUGCCCCCCCUCCACCGGGCACAAACAUUUAUGGGACUCUUCCCAACAGUCACAGUCGAACCCCUUCGGACCCUGUUGUGCCAAAUAAUCAUGGUUAUCACACUCUCAGCCACCCAAACCACAGGCGUUCACCAUCUAGUGAUUCAGGGGUGGCCAGCACUUGCAGAAUGAAUCUUUCAUCUUCAGUAAACUUACUGGGUGCUAAACUUGUGAUCCCGCCGGCUGACAAAGCAUCUAUGAAGCCUUCAGCAGUUUGUGAUAAAUCUAGUAGUGGUUGCAGUAGUGUUCCGAGGCCCCGCGGGCCUCCUCCUCCAACUCCAAGUCCCGUAACAAGUAUUCGACUAUCUAAUGGAAAAUCAACAGAGAGUAUUUCUUCAAUAGUGUCUGAAGUGGAACAAACACGAUGCUUUCACAAUCCUGUACCACCACCGAGGAAGACUCAGCCUCUACCAUGCUUGACAAAGCUUGCAGUUACUGGAUUGCGAAGGUGUCGUGCUCUUUAUGACUGUGAUGCUGAUAACCCGGAUGAACUGUCAUUUAGGGAAGGUGAAGUGAUAAUUGUGACAAAUGAACAAACAGAAGAUGAGAAUUGGAAAGAUGGUUAUGUAGAAAGUGAUCCUUCUAGACAUGGCAUGUUUCCCAUCAGUUUUGUUCAUAUGCUAGCAGAUUGAUGUAUUUAUUUAAUAGUAAUUUUCAGUUCAUUUGCUAACAGCUUUAAUGCCUUAAUGCCGUGUUAGUACCCCAAGAACAUGAGAGAUGUUUAUUGUUACUGGUACACAAUACCUAUGUAAUAUAGUUUUUGGAGUCAAGAAUUAUUGUAGAAUUGUAUUUAAAAAUCAUCCUUGUGCAAUUUUGUGAAAAUAAUUUUAUUAGAAAUAUAGUGUUCUCUAGAUUGUUAGUUGGCAAUGUAGUUCUUUAGUGUGCACUUACACAUUGUGCAUGCAAAUGUGCAUUGAUUUUGUAUGUAAACAUUUGUGUGUAACUUACCAUUUAAAGAGAUAAAAUCAAUUCAUGGCAAAUACCUACUUGCCUUUAGGACCCAGAGUGUUACAUGUAUGCUACUGCAUAAAUUUAUUUGUAGAGUAAAUAAAGUUACCAUAUUUUGCUAGAA
Molecule: messenger RNA, 3790 nt
Organism: Bacillus rossius redtenbacheri
Lineage: Eukaryota; Metazoa; Arthropoda; Insecta; Phasmatodea; Bacillidae
Gene: Asap
Product: arfGAP with SH3 domain, ANK repeat and PH domain-containing protein
Exons: 16
Coding region: 285-3350 (1021 amino acids)
Biological process (GO): positive regulation of GTPase activity
Cellular component (GO): cytoplasm
Molecular function (GO): protein binding; GTPase activator activity
Source: RefSeq, a predicted model, not a curated record